GCUGUGGCACACAAAGCUGUAGGGUUUCCGGCCAGCUCAGCGAGUCAUUCCUGUGGUGUUGUCAGUUUUACAGCCUGUCAAACACUGGUCCCAGGUCCCUGUUACAUUUACUGGGCAGCGGAGGAACAGCAGAACAUUUCGGAGAGAUGGUGCUGCUGACGAUGAUCGCCCGGCUGGCCGACGGACUGCCGCUGGCCGCUUCAAUGCAGGAGGACGAGCAGGGAAGUGAAAAGCUGGGUCGGGACCUUCAGCAGUAUCAAAGUCAAGCAAAGCAGCUCUUCAGGAAACUCAAUGACCAGAGUCCAACGCGCUGCACUUUGGAGGCUGGGUCCAUGGCAUUUCACUAUUGUAUUGAGAAAGGCGUGUGCUACCUUGUACUAUGUGAAGCCAGCUUUCCCAAGAAGCUAGCUUUUGCCUACCUAGAAGACCUGCAGGCAGAGUUUCAUGAGCAGCAUGGAAAGAAGGUCCCCACGGUGUCCCGUCCUUACUCCUUCAUCGAAUUUGACACCUACAUUCAAAAAACCAAGAAGUCAUACAUUGACAGCCGAGCAAGAAGGAAUCUGGGCAGCAUCAACACAGAGCUACAGGAUGUACAGAGGAUCAUGGUGGCUAACAUAGAAGAGGUGCUGCAGAGAGGAGAGGCUCUCUCUGCGCUAGACUCCAAGGCCAGCAACCUGUCUAGCUUGUCAAAGAAGUACAGGAGCGACGCCAAGUAUCUGAAUACCCGCUCAACCUACGCCAAACUGGCAGCCGGAGGUGUCUUUUUCAUCAUGCUCAUUGUCUAUGUGCGCUUCUGGUGGCUCUGAGAGAGGAAAGAGAAGGAGAGGAAGGAGGUGCUGAAGUUGAAAGUGAGCUGCACCGAGGCUGCAGACAUGAAGAACGCUAAAACAGGAUCUGAUUAAGAGACUUUACAGAUGUACCACCGCCCAUUUUGCUCCGUCUAUGGAUGUGUGAUCUGAGUAUAAAUGAUGUCAUAAUACAUAGUUUUAUUAUUAACAGUUAUGCAGUAAUGCUCUAGUAGGAUUGGGUAGGUGAUGAGUGAAUGUUUGUGUGGUUGAUCGGUGAUUUGUUUCCUCUUUUUGUGACUUUCCAAAGCUGUAUUGUAACAGGAGUGGCUCAAUGUUGUAUACCAUCUAAUAAUACAAAAAAAAUCACAUGCAAAAAAACAACUUCAUUCAAUCCGACCACAUUACACAGAUAUUACUGCUUAUCGAACUUAGUCACAGUUAAAUCACAGGCUCAAUGGGCAGGUCAGUAUCUACUACAGCUAUAUAUAGAUAUCUGGGCAAACAUUCUUCUUGAGUAGGCCGUUGAAGAGGCUAUGCAACACCGAAAGAAAUUCAAGCGGACGCUUUCUUUUUUUUCUUUUCUUUUUUUUUUUAAAUACUGUACAGAAGUGAAUUCUCUUUCACCUUUCCUACCUGACCCUAUAUGUGGCUAUUUAGGGAUUAUGGUGAACAACAGCUAAGGAGGCGCAUUUAUUUCACCCUGACUUAAAUUUCAGCCUUUCCUUGCAAAACAAUAAAAAGAGUUGUUGCAUGUGUGUUUACACCACGAGUGAUAACGAUGCUCAUUAUCAACCGCAAAGUACAGCAAUCCUUUCACUGCUAGUUUUCAUUUUAUUGACAGAUGUGUUAAUCCUGAAUUCUAUUCUAUUGCAAUCUAAGUGACAAAAUGAUGUCUGAACUAUCAGUCCUUCACUUCAGACAUCAGAACGUGUCACAUAAAGCUGGCCUGUGUUCCAGUUUAGCUUUAAGUUGCCAUUUAAAAGGCAAUGGCUCCAAGGUUCAUCAUGUUUCCGUUUGGAAAAUUCCGCUUCAAGCGUGCACACUUGUGACUAAAGUGAAAAUGAUCUUUCUACUUAUAGACGCACCAUCUCUAGUCCAUUUCCUCUUUUAGAUGGUAGCGAUUUGAAUUGAAGUGAAAUAUAAAACUUUAUCACCAGAAUUCUUGUGCCUCAGUGGCGUACUUGUAUCCGCGCUCCCCUUCAUAAGUUCUUGCACCCACUGGGACAGUUUGGAGUAGCACCUUUCUGCAAGCAGACAUUUGCAAGAAAACUGGACACUGUUUGUUUUUUUUUUUUGUAUAAAGUUUACACGUUGACUCAAUUUAAAAGUCGAUUCAAGUUGAGAGUCACAGGUGUUACACAGUAGGUAGCUGCUGCCUGCCUUUGGCCGCCUUCUCGGUUUCUGUUCUGUUAUGCCAUCUAUGAAUAAAAUAAUUUGCACAAAA
Messenger RNA from Mugil cephalus (flathead mullet), 2232 nucleotides. It is a transcript of the gene sec22bb, whose product is annotated as SEC22 homolog B, vesicle trafficking protein b. The transcript has 6 exons. Gene Ontology annotation, molecular function: SNAP receptor activity. Lineage: Eukaryota; Metazoa; Chordata; Actinopteri; Mugiliformes; Mugilidae. Gene Ontology annotation, cellular component: endoplasmic reticulum-Golgi intermediate compartment; endoplasmic reticulum membrane; Golgi membrane. The record is from RefSeq and is a predicted model, not a curated record. Gene Ontology annotation, biological process: vesicle fusion with Golgi apparatus; endoplasmic reticulum to Golgi vesicle-mediated transport; retrograde vesicle-mediated transport, Golgi to endoplasmic reticulum. The coding region runs from base 147 to 806 and encodes 219 amino acids.